Hibiscus syriacus is the source of this 375-nucleotide messenger RNA. RefSeq names its product auxin-responsive protein SAUR22-like. Bases 44 to 331 code for a protein of 95 amino acids. The transcript is spliced from 2 exons. The record is from RefSeq and is a predicted model, not a curated record. NCBI's taxonomy places the organism in Eukaryota, Viridiplantae, Streptophyta, Magnoliopsida, Malvales, Malvaceae. Gene Ontology annotation, biological process: response to auxin.
CGGUUCUUUGUAUUACAAAUUCAAAGCUUUCUUCGAAUUAGCAAUGGCAAUUCGUCUUCCUAGUGUGGUGAUGAAUAUCCUCCGCCGAUCUUCUUUAACAAAAAACAACAUAUGUUCAACAUCCUUGGAUGUACCGAAGGGUUUCUUUCCUGUUUAUGUUGGGGAAUCCCAAAAGAAGAGAUUUUUGGUUCCUCUAUCCUUCUUGAAUCAACCCUUGUUUCAAGAUUUGCUAAGUAAAGCUGAAGAGUUCGGGUUUGAUCAUCCAAUGGGAGGUGUUACAAUUCCAUGUCACGAAGAUGCAUUCUUGGAUGUUAUUUCUCACUUGAAUUGAUCUCAAGUGAAGCCAACUAACACUGAUUUUGUACAUCGACACAA